AUGGCAGCUGCAGCACCGUCUCCCCUGGCCAGCUCUGAAGAGAAGACAAAUGGAGCCAAGCUAAGCAGGCUUCUUAUCGAUGGUGGAACAACAGUUCUAAGAAAUGUUUUCAAUCAUCACUAUCCUCCAGCUAUUUUAGCUGCUGGUCUCAAUGCCAAUUAUUCCACUCUCCACAACCUCUUCCGGCGAGGAGUUCUACAUGGUCCUCAGUGGAAUAAACUGUUCCCGCCUGGGGGAGCCAUGCCAGACUCCAAUACGUUUGACAUCACUCUUUUAUUCCUCCUUUUGACCAAAAUUUGUGGAUUGUCCCCUCCUCUCACAGGAUGGCACACUAAACCACCCGCUAGUGACACCUCUCUUGAGGCGAAUCUUGCUCGUGUCAAGCAUUUUCGUAACUUGUUGUAUGGUCAUGUGACCAGUACUGGUGUUGAUACUCAUUCCUUCUUCGCUUUUUGGCAGGAAAUCAGCCCUGUUCUUGUGGCUCUUGGGUUGCAGCAAUCAGAAAUUGACAGACUGAAGGCAGAGCGAGGUGGAGAGGAAGAUUAUCUUAAAGCGUUACGUGAUUGGGCUGACAGUGAAGAGGACAUCAAAACACAUUUAAAGGACGUGUGUCAAACUCAGAAAGAAAUAAAACAG
Porites evermanni is the source of this 636-nucleotide messenger RNA. Lineage: Eukaryota; Metazoa; Cnidaria; Anthozoa; Scleractinia; Poritidae. The record is from the annotation of a GenBank genome assembly.